Serpula lacrymans var. lacrymans S7.9 is the source of this 1504-nucleotide messenger RNA. RefSeq lists its product as uncharacterized. NCBI's taxonomy places the organism in Eukaryota, Fungi, Basidiomycota, Agaricomycetes, Boletales, Serpulaceae. The transcript has 9 exons. The record is from RefSeq and is a predicted model, not a curated record. The coding region runs from base 107 to 1318 and encodes 403 amino acids. Gene Ontology annotation, biological process: epoxide metabolic process. Gene Ontology annotation, molecular function: epoxide hydrolase activity.
GGGGGACCAUCUCAGUACAAAAACCAGUACCCUCCGCAUUUCCUGCUGGGGCACAUAAGAACCACAAAACAACGCGUUACAGCUACACACGCCCACAUUUCAAGUCAUGGCCCAAGAGUCCGAGUUCAAAAUUGCCAUCCCUGACGAAAAGCUUGCGACGCUACGCGCCAAGCUAGAGCUCACCACGUUCCCCGACGAGCUGGAAGACGCGGGCUGGAAGUAUGGUGCCCCUCUCGCCGACGUCAAACGCCUCGUAGGCAGGUGGAAGGAUGGCUACGACUGGCGCAAAUACGAGAAAGCCCUCAACGACGAGUUACCGAUGUAUACGCGCGACAUUGACGUCGAGGGCCAUGGGUCACUGAAUAUACACUACGUGCACCAGAAGAGUGAAGUGGUCGACGCGAUUCCGCUGCUGUUCGUUCACGGAUGGCCAGGAAGCUUCCUGGAGAUCCGUAAGAUACUACCUUUAUUAACGAAGGCCUCUCCCGACCACCCAAGUUUUCACGUCGUCGCCCUGAGUUUACCAGGAUACGGUUUCUCAGAGGCCCCUCGCAAACAGGGAUUUUCGGGACGCCAAUAUGCUGAGGUAGGAAACAAUCUCAUGCUUGCAUUGGGAUACAAUGAAUACGUUACGCAAGGAGGAGACUGGGGCUUUUGGGUCACUAGAAAGAUAGCCAUCUUCUAUGGUGGAAAGCACAGCAAAGCGUGGCAUACCAACUUCCCUGUGGGAAGGCCUCCCCAACUUUUAAGAAACCCUUUAGCCUUUCUCUCGUACCUAGUAAAACCAUUAACUAGCGCUGAAAAGGCUGGACUUGCGAGGACUAAAUGGUUCAAAGAAAGCGGCUUCGGUUACAAUGAAGAGCAAAGUACCCAGCCGCAGACACUGGGAUAUGGACUCACGGAUAGCCCUGCUGGGCUACUGGCAUGGAUAUACGAGAAGUUAGUCAACUGGACAGACUCAUAUAAGUGGGAUGACGAUGAAGUCCUGACAUGGAUGUCGAUCUACUGGUUUUCGCGUGCUGGCCCGGCGGCAUCAUUGAGGAUCUAUUUUGAGGCAAGAAAUGAAGAUGAAGGCAGGUUUGUGGAGUCUGCGCCUACCAUCCCCAUGGGUCUCUCCUUUUUCCCUCGAGAGCUGUUAUCUUUACCCAGGGCCUGGACGCGUUUAACGGGCAAUGCGGUCUUUGAGGCAGAACAUGAUAGUGGCGGGCAUUUUGCUGCGCACGAGAGGCCCGAUGAACUAGUUGGUGACGUGCGCAAGAUGUUUGGGAAAGGCGGGCCUGCGUAUGGCGUGGUUCCAGGACGGGCAGGAUAUGCAUGAACAUAACAAGCAAGAGUAUUUGGCGUUAUGCCAGUGACUCACCAAGAAUAUUGUAUGUAGCAAACAUCUGAAAGAUCCCAUUGUUCUCGCUUCUCAGUGAUCUGCGUUUCCAUGUAUUGUACGCGAGUAUGCUGUAGGAAGGCUAAAGGUGAUAUAUUACAGACUGUCAGGUCUAUGUACACCGAA